CGGACCACAAACAUCGCGAGAAGAUGUUCACGUAUCCGCCUCUCAACACAAGAAAGUCGGUGGCAAAGAGAAACCAAAGGUCCACUAAAACUGUCCCUCCUCAUUAACAAUGGCAGCAGUAGCUGGAGUGAGGGCUCUCCUCGGCUUUCAUCGAUCUGUGACGCUGCAGCGCAGCUUUGGGAACAUCCCAGCACAGUUGACAUCAACCUUCCUUCUCAGGGGUCUUUGCAGUGCCACUACAAAAAGCAAUGAGCCAAAGCCGCCGCCAGUGGCCACAGAGAAUGAAUCUCUGCUGGAGAAUCUGAAUCUCAUGGGAGUCGAUGUGAAAAUGGCACGCCAGCGUCAGCCGGGGGUGCUUCGUAAAGCCUUCACUAAUGAGCAAGGGCUCGCAAAGUUUCUGCAAGGUAAAGGUGCCAGCCGCAGAGUAAUCGCCAGCAUUAUAUCUCGUUACCCCCGCGCCAUCACCCGCUCGAUUGAACACUUGGAACAGCGUUGGGAUCUGUGGAGAGACAUCUUUAAGACUGAUGGAGAAAUCGUGAGCAUCCUGGAUCGCUCACCAGAGUCUUUCUUCCGGUCCAGUGAUAAUGGUAACUUGCAGAAGAACAUUGCUUUUCUGACCUCGUUGGGACUGAACAGCAAAGACCUUAAUCGGCUGCUGACCACAGCGCCGCGGACAUUCUCCAACAGCUUUGAGCUCAACAGGCAGAUGGUGGAGUUUCUGGAAGACAUCUGUGCCGAACUCGGUGGGACGAAUCCAGAGCAGUUUGCUAAAUAUGUCAUAUCCAGAAACCUUUACAUUCUCAUCCGAAGCACUAAGAGAGUCAAGACAAACAUCGAUAUCCUGAGAGCUUCUCUUAAGUUGAGCGAUUCAGAACUGCUUGCUCUUCUUCAAGGCCCCGGGGCAGAAAUAAUGGAUCUUUCCAAUGAAUAUCUGAAAAAGAAUUUUAACAGCCUCCAGCAGAGGAUGGUUUCACUUGGCUGUCGGAAAGCUGACGUAAAAAAACUAAUAAUCAGUUAUCCGAUGGUUUUGUACAUUGGGACGGACACGCUGAGCUCUAAACUGGACUGUCUCCUAACAGGAGGGAUAACAAUGAAGCAGAUCAUAGAAAAGCCCAAAGUUUUAGACUACAGCACACAGAACAUUACAGGGCGACUAGGGGAGCUGCAGAGAGUGGGCUAUGACUUCCAGAAGAAUGGCAUCAACAUCCUGGACACAAGCCAGAAACGGUUUGAUGCAAAGAUAGAAAGACUUGGAGCCUCACCAGAACUCAAUGUUUGAUGCUGAUUUUACUUGAGUUUUGCUUUACAAAACAAAUGUUUGCUUCAUGUAGUAACAAAAAAAUGAUUUCUGACUUUUCGGAUCUCUCUGUUGUAAUCCUUCUAUAUACCUGGCAGGGCUACAAUGGCAAUCAUUUAAUCAUUAUAUUUUAAUUUGGUCAAAGAUGUAUAAAUUACAUGUUGGAAUUCAUGGGAAGAUGCAAUAUUAAAAUAAAAGUG
This is a messenger RNA of Anoplopoma fimbria (sablefish), 1497 nucleotides long. Its product is annotated as transcription termination factor 1, mitochondrial. The transcript has 2 exons. Gene Ontology annotation, molecular function: double-stranded DNA binding. The record is from RefSeq and is a predicted model, not a curated record. Gene Ontology annotation, biological process: termination of mitochondrial transcription; regulation of DNA-templated transcription. Lineage: Eukaryota; Metazoa; Chordata; Actinopteri; Perciformes; Anoplopomatidae. The coding region runs from base 110 to 1279 and encodes 389 amino acids. Gene Ontology annotation, cellular component: mitochondrial matrix.